Exophiala viscosa is the source of this 1776-nucleotide messenger RNA. RefSeq lists its product as uncharacterized. Bases 96 to 1634 code for a protein of 512 amino acids. The transcript is spliced from 2 exons. Lineage: Eukaryota; Fungi; Ascomycota; Eurotiomycetes; Chaetothyriales; Herpotrichiellaceae. The record is from RefSeq and is a predicted model, not a curated record.
CCCGGGACAUGACUCGUCACUAUCCCCGCUUACCAAUGUCCUGACGCGAACCCACCUUGAAAUCACAGCAUGAAACCAGUCCUUUACCACUGGAUAUGUCCACCCUGCCCGAAUAUCGUGUCCUCAGACCUCUCGAUCCCGUCCCUGACGACGUCAACGAGUGGCCGGAUUUCGCGCUGAGAGAAGCAAAGAUAUUCUAUCAGGGAAAGGGACGCUAUGCAGACCUGCUGCACGCGUCCGAAGAAACACCUUUAUGCGUGCUGGGCGAACUGAUGCCAUUGGAUGAUGAACAUGAUGACCUUGUCUUAGUAGAGAACCCAUUAUACGCGCGAGUGAAGGUUGACAAUGUCACAAACUACAGUUUUGGACAGGAUGACGACGGCAAACCCGUCAUUUGGGCUGCUGGAAAAGCGGGCUGGUACGAAAUUUCGCCAUCAGACCGCUACCUAAGUCAUUACAACGAUACCGUGGAAGCGAUCGAUUUAUUCUAUUUCAUGGUCGACCAACACCAGAAGAUUCCGCGAAAGCGACAAAGAUUCGGUUUCAUGAUUGACCCGUUCCUCACUGAAUAUCAGAAGCACACCGGGUACAGAAUCAACGAUGACGACGAAGCCAUGGAAACCAUUCAUAAACACUAUAGAUUUCUUCUCAAGCAGAUGGUCGAAGAACGAGAAGGGAUAGACUGGUCACAGACUUACCUGUGGAAACAUUUGGCAGAGACGUAUGCAGAAGAAGUGGGGGAACUCAGGGCGAAUCUGGCUCGAGCCACCCAGACUGUUCUGUCGGAAGAGCCUCCGAUGGCUGAUAGUGAGGUGGAGGAUGCAGAUACCGCGUCGCAGGAGGAGUCGCAAGCAGAGUCUCCAGCUUCGGACAAGUCUGAGGAGAACUCCGAGACCGAGCCUGACGAGUCCACCAGUACCGAGACGGAGAUGGAAACGAAGCCUGACCCAAUCGACUGGACCAGACCUAUAUGGGAUAUGCUCAACAUUCUUCGCAAGUCAGCCAACUUCAAUAUGCGGCAUUGUGGCAUAGACGAAGCAGCAACCGAAUUAGAGAAACUGUCUGCCUUCCAGGGCACACAUGAAGAUGCUGUCGAAGCAUUCGAACGGUCUGCAGAAGAAUUACUGAGGUUGAUGAAUGAAGCGAAACUGCGGAAGAAGUUCAACUGGUCCACUCGAAGAAUUUAUGAUGAGCUAGAGGCUACUUUAGCAGACGAAGUCGCCGACGAGACCAUGAAGACACCAGGCAAGCCUGCCAAACAGCGCCAUCGCAUGAAGUCAGUCCUGCGUCCGAGCGGGGCCAGCAAGGCACACAAGCGCGCCAGAGGCGUCGCCGACACGGAGGAUGAGGACGAACAAAUGAGUGAUGUACCAAUAUCGUCUCCAGUGGCUCGGCGACAGACGCCGCCACCUCCAAGUCGAAUGCGAGAGUUAACGGCGGACUCGGCAGGGACCAGGGAAGACAGUCCUAGUCGACAGCUCAACGGCCAUUAUGACUUGCAGGGUCUACCUGAACUUCCACCUGGACCGGAGGCGCAAGAGAUGCUUGAUCUGGUCACCCAAGAAGCGAAGAGAGUCGGCAGGCAAAACCAGAUCAACCAUCUGCACUCGUUCCUGGGUAAUUGGGUGGCAUAACAGUGCAGGUGCCCGAAGCGGUGGUUGGGCUGUGGCGUAAAGGUUGGUGGGCUGGCUUGAAUUGUGUAUAGUUGUGAUACCCCCCAUGUGCUUUGACGUAUUCUUCUCUCGGCGAACAAAGAUGCCAUUAUUGUUUUCGUUG